This is a messenger RNA of Striga asiatica, 74 nucleotides long. Lineage: Eukaryota; Viridiplantae; Streptophyta; Magnoliopsida; Lamiales; Orobanchaceae. The record is from the annotation of a GenBank genome assembly.
AUGAACCAAGUAGGCGAGCAAAACCCUAACUAUAAACAAUCGGAUUUCAACAAAAAAAUAAAUAAGAACCACCG